UCCUGUAAACAUUCAACUGAGUUUAAGGAUCACGAGCCCGCGAGCAUUGCUAACAUGGAUACAAAAUGGCGGACAGAAUUUUAUUGAACGCGACCAAAGGAAAACCUAAGUCCCUCAGCAUUUGUAACAAGAACUUACGGAACGUUCCACCAAUAAUUGGAAAAAUAACUUCCCUUAAAACCGUAGACCUGAAAAACAAUACCUUAACGGACCUUCCAGAUGAAUUUUCUUCUCUCAAACAGCUCGAAUCCUUAAACCUUGGGAACAACAAGUUAGAAGCUCUUCCAGAAGUCCUCUCUUUUUUAGCUGGCUUGCAGAAGCUACAUUUGUUUAAUAACAAGUUAAGAGAACUCAAUUCUGUUGUCCUCAGUGGGCUCCAAAAACUCACUUUUUUAAAUCUGAAUGGAAAUCAGCUGAAAACAUUGCCAAGUGAAAUAAACAGGUUGGUGUCGUUACAGUUUCUCAGUGUAGAUCACAAUGAGUUACUCAGUGUUCCUACAGAGAUUUGUCACUUGAUCAACCUCACAGAACUACAUCUUGCUGAUAAUCAGAUAUCAAGUCUUCCAGAAGACAUGGCGUUUCUUAGGAAUCUUACAAAACUCUAUGUGUACAAAAACUUUAUUGAAGAGUUGCCAGAGGGUUUAUCAAAGUGUACCCAGCUCAGAGUACUAGAUGUGUCUGCCAAUAGACUUAGAAUAUUCCCAGCUGAGUUGGCGCAUCUUCCCCUUAAGGAACUUUAUUGUGAAGAAAACAAUCUUUUGCAACAUAUUCCCGUUCACUCUCAACAAGAAGAUGAAGUUUUGACACUGAAGGAGAUUACAGCUCGCUCAGUGUUGAAGGAUCUCAAAAAUGGGCGAUCCUUUGUAAAGCGUGCAAUACGCCAUUACCCAAAGGUACAGGAGAUGUUACAAUACGCCAGUGAAUGUGCAGUGUGUGGACAAUCUUUCCUUAAUACUUGGCUGGAGUGUGUACACUUUGUGGAUGCCCAUAAAAUUCUACGAACAAGAACAAAGACAGGAAUCAUUCCAGUACGAGGACUGUUAUGUUCUUACAAAUGUUUCAAUUCCGAAGGACAUGAUUAUUAUGGGAUUGCUUAUGUUGACACUUGAGGAUACACUUGGAGACAUCAAAGGUCGUGUAACACGACGAUGUAUUUGUGAAUAUGACUUCCAAAAAGCAUCUGCCUCCCCCCCUGAAAAUAUCGGCGUUACAUUCUUCGAACGCUUCAAUAGAGAUUUGAUUUUGAGGGUUUACGAAAAUUCGUCCUCAUCUUAACGUUAACUUAAAAGUAACACGUACGAAGAACAUUCCUUGCGUUUUCCCAUCCUUUCUCGAGGCGACCUUCUUUUACUUUAAUCAAACUAUUCAAUCAAACUAUUUUGAACGCCCGCCAUCCUCUUUCGCUCAGCUGAACCUUGGCAGAUUUAUUUCGCUUAAUCCCUGAUACCCCCUCCCCCAGCCCAAGAACAGAAUUUUUUCACUUGAUAUAAACAAAAAUCAAGAGGUAAAUCCUGUUCAAAUUUCCCUUCUCUCUCCCCCCCCCCUCCUUCUUUGUACAUCUCCCUUACAAGAGAAAUUUCAUUUUCAAAAACUCAAGGUGAGGGGCGAGAGUGGUAACAGACUAGGGAGGCUAAAAAACGUGCCUGAAUGGCCGAGAACAAGGAGCAGAGUGACUUCGAACAACAAUAUUAACCGUUCGAAUCCGUUGAAUUUAAUUAACUCAGACCUUGUUUAUUAAAUCCUUUAUUAAACUAGGUUGUUCCGUCGUCAAGAUGUAUCACUACGUUCGACACAAGCAGUUGUUGGAUGAGCAUCAGACAUUCGUACACAACUUGCUUCUUUUUUAGAUAACGUUUUUGUUGGAAAAUUUUGCCCAACGGAUUGAAGAGUGCUAAUUUUUUUUUUUUGGGGGGGGGCGAUGUUUUCCGUUCGAAAUGACAGAAUCCUGUUGGGAGACUUUUUUUGCGAUUUUCAAGAAAGAGAAUAUUGACAAGGAAGGGAACGUGCAAUUUACAAUUUUUAUUACUUGUUUAGUUGUACAGAGGUAAGCUACACGUAUGGUAAAUGGACAUUUUUGAUGGGUCUACACACAAGUACAAUGCGCAAAAUCCACAAACAUUAAAAAACCGCAAAAUUUCA
Messenger RNA from Pocillopora damicornis (cauliflower coral), 2139 nucleotides. RefSeq names its product leucine-rich repeat-containing protein 69. Gene Ontology annotation, molecular function: protein binding. The record is from RefSeq and is a predicted model, not a curated record. Lineage: Eukaryota; Metazoa; Cnidaria; Anthozoa; Scleractinia; Pocilloporidae.